AUGCCAGCCAAGUACCAUAAUGCUAUUCCCGACUACCCACAAACCAUACAGCCUUUGCGAAACGGUUCUGUCUAUUAUCUACGUACUACUAACCGCUGGAGGUGGAUGCGCCUAAUACUAGCCAAGUACCACAAUGCUAUUCCCGACUACCCACAAACCAUACGUGGAUGGUGUUCGAUUCCACCAAAAACCCAAAUGCAGCUAGCGCCCAAUGCCAGCCAAGUACCACAAUGCUAUUCCCGACUACCCACAAACUAUACAGAUGCAUACAAUAUUACAGAAUCUAGCUUGCAGAGCCUUUGCAAAACGUUUCUGUCUAUUAUCUACCUACUACUGACCGCUGGAGGUGGAUGGUGUUCGAUUCCACCAAAAACCCGAAUGCAGCUAGCGCCCAAUGCCAGCCAAGUACCAUAA
Lindgomyces ingoldianus is the source of this 414-nucleotide messenger RNA. RefSeq lists its product as uncharacterized. The record is from RefSeq and is a predicted model, not a curated record. Lineage: Eukaryota; Fungi; Ascomycota; Dothideomycetes; Pleosporales; Lindgomycetaceae. The transcript is spliced from 4 exons. The coding region runs from base 1 to 414 and encodes 137 amino acids.